AUUUGGUGGUUUGCUUCACCACUCCCGCCUAGCUAGAGAGAGAGCUCUGGCGCCCCCACAACGCUCACCGACGGGCUUGCGCGCUCGGUCGGCUUUAGCGGCUCGGCGGCCAUGUUUUUCCGGACCACACCGGCGAAACUCGGGUCCAGCUGGAGCUUGCGGCAGAAUCGUUUCUGAUGGAGCUCGUUUGCUUUAACGUCGAAGCAAGCAACGUCUGUCCUUUUGCCCUCGUCGUCGGUCAUCGCGAGUUUUCCUUCCAUACCCCACGUCCCCAAAGGCGAUCGCCUCUCUCCACUCAGAAUGUUCAAGCUAGGCCGCAGCCGCGCCCUGGCCUCGGCCCUGAAUGCCACCAAGCUUCAGGUCGCCCCUUCAGUCAGGCUGCCCGGCGUCGCGCAACAACGACGCGCUUUGAGCAUCCACGAGUACCUGUCGGCCGACCUCCUGCGAAAGUAUGGUGUCGGCGUUCCCAAGGGCUCCGUAGCCAAGACGGCCGAGGAGGCCAAGAACGUGGCCAAAGAGAUCGGCACCGAGGACAUGGUCAUCAAGGCCCAGGUCCUCGCCGGUGGCCGAGGCAAGGGCUCCUUCGACAACGGCCUCAAGGGCGGUGUCCGCGUCAUUUAUUCGCCUCACGAGGCAGAGAUGUUCGCUGAGCAGAUGAUCGGUCACAAGCUCAUCACGAAGCAGACGGGCGCCGGCGGCCGACUUUGCAACUCCGUCUACAUUUGCGAGCGCAAGUUUGCGCGCCGCGAGUUUUACCUGGCCAUCCUUAUGGACCGUGGGUCGCAGACGCCCGUAAUCGUCUCUUCGUCUCAGGGUGGCAUGGAUAUCGAGACGGUCGCUAAGGAGACUCCCGAUGCCAUCAACACCACCUACGUUGACAUCAACAAGGGUGUGACGGACGACAUGGCGCGCAGCAUCGCCACCAACCUCGGGUUCAGUGAGCAGUGCAUCGAGGAUGCCAAGGACACAAUCCAGAAGCUCUACAAGAUUUUCCUCGAACGCGACAUGACGCAGAUCGAGAUCAACCCCCUGUCCGAGACCUCAGACCACCAGGUACUUUGCAUGGACGCCAAGUUCGGCUUCGACGACAACGCCGAGUUCCGCCAAAAGGAGGUCUUUGAGUGGCGCGACACGACGCAGGAGGACCCCGAUGAGGUCAGGGCUGCCCAGUCAAACCUCAACUUCAUCAAGCUGGAUGGUGACAUCGGCUGCCUGGUCAACGGCGCGGGCCUCGCCAUGGCUACCAUGGACAUUAUCAAGCUCAACGGCGGCCAGCCGGCCAACUUUCUCGAUGUCGGUGGCGGUGCGACGCCUGCUGCCAUCAAGGAGGCGUUUGAGCUCAUCACCAGCGACCCCAAGGUGACGGCCAUUUUCGUCAACAUCUUCGGCGGUAUCGUGCGGUGCGACGCCAUCGCGCAGGGCUUGAUCAACACGGCCGAGUCGCUGAAUCUCAAGAUCCCCAUCAUUGCGCGUCUGCAGGGCACCAACGUGGAGCAGGCGCACAAGCUCAUCAACGAGUCGGGCAUGAAGAUCUUCUCCAUCGAUGACCUGCAAAACGCGGCCGAGAAGGCGGUGCAGCUGUCCAAGGUUGUCAAGCUGGCGCGUGAUAUCGACGUCGGCGUCGAGUUCACGCUGGGCAUCUAAGGAAGGGGCGGGUUGGGCAUGUCUGCCUCGGUACGAAUGGUAGACACUGCGUGUAACAUCUCAUUAGGGGCAAGGGCAGGUCUUUUGAUCCGGGCCUGCGUCGGGCGUGGCGAGUGUACUGUGCUGUAGCAUGCAUCAACUUUCCCGUGCUGGGACGAGUCGGAGACACGUGUUGGGUGAUCUAGUACGCUUACUUUUUAUAGACGUGACAGGGCUGUCAAUUGUGUGUCUGCUGCCGGCGCCUCCCGAGAUGCCGGGCAAUGUAAUCUCGUGUGCGUGAAAGUGGAACCUGUCUCAGCGCCCGAGGAUCUCUGAUGGUGACGACCAUGGGCGGGCGCAGAACCUCGUCAACUCCCUGGUCCGUCAACUGUCUCGCCAACGUGAGGCGAUGGAUCGAUCUUAAACCUGGUGGCGAGGAGCUUGCAAGGGACCUUUGCAUCGAGGAACUGGGGCGGAGCACACGAGUGACGAGUUGUUGCCAACAGGUGAGAGUCGUUUUGGGUUAAUGAGCGAAAUGACACGGCGGGAUGUAGGCAGCAAGAUUGUGUAACGACACCGGAAACGAGAGUGAGGUCUUUGCUUCUUCUAUGCACCUUCUUUUCUUGAGAGAAUUGAUACGUGUUCCACCUCGACCAAACUUUGGGGGUCGGAGAGAGGGAGCGGCGGCUCGAGGGAGCCGAAGGCCAGGAUGCAGGCC
Purpureocillium takamizusanense is the source of this 2341-nucleotide messenger RNA. It is a transcript of the gene LSC2, whose product is annotated as succinate--CoA ligase beta chain. Gene Ontology annotation, molecular function: ATP binding; metal ion binding; succinate-CoA ligase (ADP-forming) activity. The coding region runs from base 301 to 1644 and encodes 447 amino acids. Lineage: Eukaryota; Fungi; Ascomycota; Sordariomycetes; Hypocreales; Ophiocordycipitaceae. The transcript is spliced from 4 exons. Gene Ontology annotation, cellular component: mitochondrion; succinate-CoA ligase complex. The record is from RefSeq and is a predicted model, not a curated record. Gene Ontology annotation, biological process: succinyl-CoA metabolic process; tricarboxylic acid cycle.